UCCCAGAAGGUGCGCGUGCGCCACGCACAAGUACAUCCUGGUCUGCACACUGGACGGCGGAGAAUGGCGGAACGAAAUCGGGUGGAGAGUUCGGCCCAGGGGGUAUCAAAAAUGGAAGAUUUACAGAUGAAAAAUCUGAACCAAACUUCACACCAAGAUCUUAAAGAGACACAGCAAAAUCCUAAAGAGUCAUUCAGUUCACCAGGAAAUAUAGAUCAUCUAACUUUACCCGUGGAGGAAGAAAUGUUUGUUUGUUCUGUCUGUGGUAAAGGAUUUCAAACAUUAACGUGGCUGGAAGAGCACCAAGACACACACACUCGAGUGGGUAUGUUCCAGUGCACUGACUGUGAAAAAUGCUUUAACCAAUUACACAGCCUGAGAAAACAUCGCACUGCUCACAGUGAGGAGAAACCAUACACUUGUUCCGUGUGUGGGCAAGGCUUCAGGCAAUCAGCUAGCCUCAUGCGGCACCACUGUAGUCAUGCUCGGGAACCACCGUAUCAAUGUGAGGACUGUGGAAAGGGAUUCAGUUACCUGUCCAAACUGCAAACCCACCAGCGAGUUCACACUGGGGAGAGGCCAUUCAGCUGUUCCAUAUGUGGGAAAGGAUUCAGUGAAUCAUUUAGUCUCCAGAUGCACCAGCGGGUUCACACUGGGGAAAGGCCAUUCGGCUGCUUUGUGUGUGGGAAGAGUUUUAUCCGGUCAGCCCACCUGCUGAGACACCAACGAGUUCACACCGGGGAGAGACCAUUCACUUGUUCUGUGUGUGGGAAGGGAUUUACCCGUUCCUCCAUCCUAUUAGAACACCAACGGGUUCACACUGAGGAAAGGCCCUAUAAGUGCUCAAUCUGUGGGAAGAGCUUCAAAAGUUCCAAUGAAGUGAAAGUCCAUACACUGAUUCACUCUGGACAGAGACAAUACAGCUGUUCUCACUGUGGGAAGAGUUUUGUACAAUCCUGCAACCUGUUGAAACACAAAAGAAUUCAUACAGGGGACACACCCUUCAUCUGCUCAGUGUGUGGAAAGGGGUUUGUGGAGUCGGCCACACUUCUGAGACACCAUCGGGUUCACACUGGGGAAAGACCUUUUACCUGCUCAGUCUGUGGGAAAGGAUUCAGUCAUUCAUCCUCCUUGCUGAAUCACCAGCGAAUUCACACUGGGGAGAGGCCAUUUACCUGCUCCACCUGUGGGAAGGAAUUCAAUCGGUCAUCAAACCUAUUAAGACACCAGCGAGUUCACCUGUGACUGCAGUGAGUGGAUUCUGCUGAAUGUUCAAGACGGACUGUGUUGGGAUUUGUUUCUGCUGAAGUAAAGUAAUUCUUAGAAUGAGGUUGGAUUUUAAUAUUCUGUGCAGUCGUUUUAAACACAUGUUCAUUCAAGCCUUUGUUAUUUUUAAGAUGAAAUGAAAUCUAAUUGUUGCCUUUUUUGGGAUGUAUUGUCCUUUUGAAGACUGCCACCUUGAUUAUUCUCUACUGAUCAAUGACACGCAGGGAAACGUCUUUUAUAAUUACAAAAUAAAAGUCUUGACAUAAAUCUUGAAUUAAUCUUU
This is a messenger RNA of Rhincodon typus (whale shark), 1549 nucleotides long. RefSeq names its product zinc finger protein 239-like. The record is from RefSeq and is a predicted model, not a curated record. Lineage: Eukaryota; Metazoa; Chordata; Chondrichthyes; Orectolobiformes; Rhincodontidae. The transcript has 2 exons. The coding region runs from base 64 to 1245 and encodes 393 amino acids. Gene Ontology annotation, cellular component: nucleus. Gene Ontology annotation, molecular function: RNA polymerase II cis-regulatory region sequence-specific DNA binding; DNA-binding transcription factor activity, RNA polymerase II-specific. Gene Ontology annotation, biological process: regulation of transcription by RNA polymerase II; central nervous system development.